CCGUUGGUUCACCCUCCAAUGGCCGCGGCCGGCGCGCUGCGGCCGGCGCACCACGCUGAUCCGAUGGCAGGAGCCAGGUGCUUCUCCUGGUCUCCCAUGGGGUGCAGGGCCCAAGGACUUGGGCCAUCCUCCACUGAACUCCCGGGCCACAGCAGAGAGCUGGCCUGGAAGAGGGGCAACCGGGACAGAAUCCGGCGCCCCGACCGGGACUAGAACCCGGUGUGCCGGCGCCGCAAGGCGGAGGAUUAGCCUAUUGAGCCACAGCGCCGGCCCCCAUAGUAUCUUAAAGGGAAUUAAACCAAGAUGUAUCUCGAAUAUUGAGCAAUAGUAAUAUGCAAGCAAAUAGGGCAUAUGUAAAGUAUUUAAGUCGAAAACAAAAGUAAAAUGAGAUUCCUACUUCAUGCCAUAAUCAAAUCCAGACCUUUAUUUAUUUAUUUAUUUAUUUUUUUUGGACAGGCAGAGCGGACAGUGAGAGAGAGAGAGAGACAGAGAGAAAGGUCUUCCUUUACCGUUGGUUCACCCCCCAGAUGGCCACUGCGGCUGGCGCACCACGCUGAUCUGAAGCCGGAGCCAGGUGCUUCUCCUGGUCUCCCAUGCGGGUGCAGGGCCCAAGGACUUGGGCCAUCCUCCACUGCACUCCCUGGCCACAGCAGAGAGCUGGCCUGGAAGAGGGGCAACCGGGACAGAAUCCAGUGCCCCAACCGGGACUAGAACCUGGUGUGCCGGCGCUGCAAGGUGGAGGAUUAGCCUGUUGAGCCGCAGCGCUGGCAAAUCCAGACAUAUUUUAAAAAUCUUUUUAUGUAUUCCUGUUAACUCCAUUUGUCAUCCCUUAACAGCUACUCCAAAAUGUUGUUUUCUACUCUACCUGCAGCAUGCUCCAGCUUACCCCUGUCUCAAGCAUAUGAGUUCCCUUCACUCCUUACAGAGAGAGAAAGAGAGAUCUUCCAUUCACGAAUCCACUCCCCAGAUGGCCACAAUGUCCAGGGCUGGGCCAGGCCGAAGCCAGAAGCCAGGAGCUUCAUCCAGGUUUCCCAUAUGGGUGGCAAGGGUCCAAACGCUUGGGCCAUCUUCUGUUGCUUUUCCCAGGUCAUUAGCAGCAAGCUAUAUUGGAAGUGAACCUGCUACACCACAAUGCAAGCCCCUGAAGGUUGCUAUCGGCAGAACAGACAUUGAAGACUUGGACCUGUAUGCUACGUCUCGGGAGAGACGAUUUCGUUUAUUUGCUUCUAUAGAGUGUGAAGGACAGUUAUUCAUGACUCCCUAUGAUUUUAUUUUGGCUGUUACAACAGAUGAACCCAAAUUUGCUAAAACAUGGAAGUCACUUUCCAAACAGGAAUUAAAUCAGAUGCUCUCAGAAACACCUCCAGUUUGGAAAGGGUCAUCAAAGCUAUUUCGAAGUCUUAAAGAAAGAGGUGUGAUUUCUUAUACAGAAUAUCUUUUCCUUUUGUGUAUUUUAACAAAGCCACAUGCUGGUUUUAGAAUAGCUUUCAACAUGUUUGACACUGAUGGCAACGAGAUGGUAGAUAAAAAGGAGUUUUUGGUGCUUCAAGAGAUAUUUAGGAAAAAAAAUGAAAAGAGAGAAACUAAAGGAGAUGAAGAAAAGCGUGCAAUGCUGCGUCUUCAACUUUAUGGAUACCAUUCUCCUACUAAUAGUGUACUUAAACCAGAUGUGGAGGAACUGGUCUCCAGAAGUUACUGGGAUACCCUGAGACGUAACACAAGCCAAGCACUCUUUUCGGACCUUGCAGAGCGUGCUGAUGAUAUAACAAGUUUAGUAGCAGACACUACACUUCUUGUGCAUUUUUUUGGGAAGAAAGGAAAAGCUGAGCUCAACUUUGAAGAUUUUUAUAGAUUCAUGGAUAACCUCCAAACAGAAGUUCUAGAGAUAGAAUUCCUUUCCUACUCUAAUGGAAUGAAUACUAUCAGUGAAGAAGAUUUUGCUCAUAUUCUUUUACGAUAUACAAAUGUGGAAAAUACAUCAGUAUUUUUGGAAAAUGUGCGUUACAGUAUACCUGAAGAAAAGGGCAUCACAUUUGAUGAAUUCAGGUCAUUUUUCCAGUUUCUGAACAACCUAGAAGACUUUGCAAUAGCCCUGAAUAUGUAUAACUUUGCAAGUCGUUCUAUAGGCCAAGAUGAAUUUAAACGUGCUGUCUAUGUAGCUACUGGACUCAAACUUUCACCACAUUUAGUGAACACUGUCUUCAAGAUUUUUGACGUUGACAAAGAUGAUCAAUUAAGUUAUAAAGAAUUUAUUGGAAUUAUGAAAGACAGACUCCAUAGAGGAUUCCGUGGUUAUAAAACAGUCCAGAAGUACCCCACUUUCAAAUCCUGCCUGAAAAAAGAACUUCACAGCAGAUAAAGCAAAAUUUAAAGGAUUACUAUCUAUGUGACAUACGCAAGAAGCAAAAAUUUCAGGAAGUGGAAGCAGUUAUGAGAUCAGAACAUGUAGAAAAUGAAGGAAAAGUUGAAACACAAUGAAAUUUAUAUUUUCUUCUUGAGCUAUGAAACAUAAAACAGAUUAAAAUGUGUCUUACUACAAAUGUUACAUACAUAUAAUCAAGUUGAGCUUUUGCAUUGAUUUACAGAACUCUGUACUUUUUCAUUCCCUUCAGAAGUAUAUGGAUACUUCUAAGACUAUAUAAGAUGUAUUUAAAUAUUUUUUAUUUAUUUGAAAUUUGCCUCAUAUCAAAAUAAUUUAUUACCCUGAAUUGAAGAUCACGUAAAAAUGAACAAUGCAUUUUCUUUGAUUUUGAGCUGUGUAACUUAUUUUCAGAAAAUGAAUAUUGCUUCAGGUUUAUCUUAGAACCAUUAGAAUUGUUAGUAAGUCUAUUAUUUAUAAGGUUUUUAAUUAUAUUGAAAUAAUUCUGGAAAACAUAAAUUAAGCUACUAAAUAAUAUGAUGGUUUACAGAGUACUUUUAACUUUUAAAAGUACUUAAUUACCAUUUAGAUUGACUUGUGUAAAGUUUUUUAAAUUUUUGUUCAUUUACCAAAGUCAACAGAAUGUCUGGUAUUCUUUUAUGUAUAUGGUAAAGAUAUUUAAAAUGUAGGAUUUUUUUUCCUCUCCAAAAAAGUCAUAUAUUGACGCUAGCUGCAGCUGCUGUUGUAAUAGUGUAUUGUCUUCAGCAUGAUGCUGCUCCUGACUGAAGGUGGAAUUUGUUAAUAACACUAGGAAAAAUGUUUUACAGCUUUGUAACAUAUUGCUUAUUGUUAUAUUUCUGUAGUGUCAAAAUAACUGUUAUAGAAGACUAAUAUAAAAUGGUUUAGAACACUGAUGUACAUCAUAGGUAGAAGCUAAUGUUUUGUUUCUUGGAAAAGGACCACAUGCAAGUGAUGCUGAAUAGUCAGUCAUAAUUAAUAACUAAUAAUAUAGUCUACUGAUUCAAAAGAAUAUGUCUUAAUAGGGAAAAUAAAAACUUUCUGUUGAAAAGUAACAAAAUUAGAAUUUCAAAUGGAGCUAUACUUUGUUAUUACUAAAUAGGAAUUUGCUCAGUUAAGAAUGUUUAGUUUAUGCAAGGAUAGUAUACAAAAAUAGACUAGUGAUUUAAAUUAAUAUAUUUAUUUACUGCAUGUGGAAGGUAAGUUCAUUUAUUCCUAAGACAUAUUUAUUAUAAGUUACAUACACUCCAACCAUUACCUUGCUUUCACAUUUGAAAUUAGGAAACACUGACUUUGUUUUUUAAAGUUACUCAAUGUGAAAUUGAUCUGCAUUAGUUUAUUUAUAAAAGUAAAGUUAUUUAUAAGAAAAUGUUGUAUUACUAUUGAUUUUUUAUUUGUUAGACUUUUUAGAUUCUUUCCCUGGUAUUAUUUAUUAUACUAACAUAUACAAACAUUCAUAAAUUUUGGAAUCCCAUAUAGUAUGAUAAUUUAAUUUCACAUGCUUUAAAGGCCAAUUCAGUUGACAAUUGAUGAAAUAGAAAUGCCUGCCCAUUCAUAUAGUGUGCUGAACUCUAUUUUACCUUACAAUGAAUGUUCUCAAUAUUAUUUGAUAUCUAAAAUUUUUAAUACUAUUUAAUUUUUAAUCCUUGACUGUAUGUUAUAUUAUUUUGCAUACUUGGAAAGUCUUGUAAAUACAGAUCAAAAAUUGAAUUAGCCCAUUAAAAUUAUUUAUAAUUCUGCCUCUCCCAAGGAAAAAUAUGAAACUAUAUAUAUACACUCAUUGUUCUUUAUUGCUUAUCAGAAUGCAUACAUGACUAUCUGUUUAUAAGGCUACAGUAUAAUAUUAAAGCGAGAAUAAAUAAAAUACUCUGAUCAAUCAAAAUGGAAAAAUAGCUAAAUUAGUGAUUCCUUUUAUAUUAUCAUGCUGGAACUUUAUCAUUUAUAAAAUGAGAGAUAAAAGUAUUUCACUGGAUUGUUGUUUACAUCAAUUUUAAAUUUUUAAAUUUUUUAAAAAUAAUUUACUGACUCCAUGUAUGUAAUUAUUUUCACUACCUCCUUCUAUAAAUUAUUCUUUGGAAAGAUUAAGUUAUACAUGUAAUUUCAGUGUAAAUUUUUACAGAAAUCCUAUGUGACAAAUAGUUUAUGGUACUUGUCAGAAUCAUUUCACAGUAAGAAAUUCAUGUAACUAAAGUUCCAAUUUAUUGCUCUUAUAAAUUAUAAAGCAACCUGUCUUAGAUUCUUAUCUUAAAAUAAAUAUAAGUACCCUUGAACCAAGAAA
This is a messenger RNA of Oryctolagus cuniculus (rabbit), 4655 nucleotides long. Lineage: Eukaryota; Metazoa; Chordata; Mammalia; Lagomorpha; Leporidae. The record is from RefSeq and is a predicted model, not a curated record.